AUGCUUCAGCGUCUUAUCUUCCUUCUCAUCGCUCUGGCGACAGCCACCGCCGGCAGACAGGCUGCGAAUUUCAACAUCACGUCAGCUCAGGCUGAAGAGUAUGGCUGUGGGCAUACUUGCCAAAUCAUACUCAACGCAACCAUCCCCUUCGAUCGUGCAACAGUGGGGGAAGCCUUCGACUUCGAUUUCUACAAUACAGCAAACAACUUCUCAAGCAGCUCACCUGGAGACGUGCUGAAGUUCAAACCUAUCAAUGCCACAACUCGCAAUUUUAGGGCUGGCACGACUGCCUACAAGUUCCAGUACACUUCCAUCGACAACCAAGGCAGUCACGUUCCAGUUACGGGCUUUAUAGCGUUCCCGUACAGCUCGGGCGGGCAUGGCGGCAGUGAUCAGACGGUUUUCCCGCUCGUGGCGUUUGCCCAUGGAACAAUUGGGGCAUUCUACGGCUGUGCGCCAUCUAAUGGCCCCAACAUGUUUGACUACGAUACCUGGCAGACCAUCGUGUCGAGGGGCUACGCCGUCGUAGCAACCGACUAUGCUGGCCUAGGCAACAAUUACACUCCUCACAUGUAUUUGGACUUUCGCUCUCACGCUGCAGAUAUAUACUACAGUGUUAUCGCGGCGAGGAAGCUAUUCGGCCAUCUUCUUUCACAGGAAUGGCUGUCCGUGGGCCACUCCCAGGGGGGAGGCGCAGUGUGGAAGCUCGCCGAGAGCGAGUUUGUCCGCCACGAUGCAAAGUAUCUGGGUACGGUCGCAAUGGCGCCUGCGACAUAUCCAGUAAGUAUGAUGCUGGAUAACAUCAAUCAUAUUGAGUUUCCUGGCUAUCUUCCUUAUCUGAAACUCGCUGCUGAGCGUGCGAUCCCGGGCUUUGUGGGGACCAUGCUGUCUCCUAUUAUGCGAAAGCGAGUCGAGAUGGCAGAGCGUUUCCAACUCUGCGCAUCGAGCCUUGCAGGACUCACUCUGGACCUUGGUCGAAAAGACUUGAUCAAUUCCACGGGCGUUGCCCACGAUGCGCCCAUUCUUCUGGAUUGGGAGGCAAGAGUGGCUCCGGCAUCUGGCGGACGUUCCAAAGGCCCAAUACUCGUUGUUCAGGGUGCCAACGACACAAGCGUCCUGCCGCCUACAACCGAAAAAGCAUGGAAGAAGAGUUGUAGAGAUGGAAACGAAGUUCAUAUUCGUCUCUACAUGGGCGUCGAGCAUACUCCAAUCACGGCAGUUGCUCAAGUUGACUGGAUGACCUGGAUAAACGGGCGUUUCAGUGGCGACGAUUCAGGCCACAAACAAUGCACUAGAAAGAUCAUAGCUCCUUUCGAUGCUAAAUGGGCCAACCUGCCACCGGAGUUUAGUCUGUAG
Messenger RNA from Fusarium keratoplasticum, 1356 nucleotides. RefSeq names its product Prolyl aminopeptidase. Gene Ontology annotation, biological process: lipid catabolic process. The record is from RefSeq and is a predicted model, not a curated record. Bases 1 to 1356 code for a protein of 451 amino acids. Gene Ontology annotation, molecular function: triacylglycerol lipase activity. Lineage: Eukaryota; Fungi; Ascomycota; Sordariomycetes; Hypocreales; Nectriaceae. The transcript has a single exon.